This is a messenger RNA of Neurospora crassa OR74A, 2262 nucleotides long. RefSeq lists its product as hypothetical. Lineage: Eukaryota; Fungi; Ascomycota; Sordariomycetes; Sordariales; Sordariaceae. The transcript has a single exon. The coding region runs from base 318 to 2192 and encodes 624 amino acids. The record is from RefSeq and is a predicted model, not a curated record.
CGCAAUGACGUUUUCCCUUCUAUGUCUGAUGCACUCGUCCAAAUUCUCCAAGGGUCCGUCGCCCGGUAGUCCGGGAGUUGUCGCCCGUCCCUCUCUGUCUCUGCCUUGACUCCCCGGUUGUUGAGGCCUUCAUCAUGGCUUUUCUCUUCCUUUCAAUGUUGCUGCGUUUGAGACCCAAAGCUCAUGGAUUUUCCCUUGGCUUGAAAGAAAAAAAUCUCUUUCGGCAAUUUCCAUCCGGGUUUCCUUUCCGUCUCUUUGCGGACAUCAUUGAACUCUCCACCUAUCCUUUGAUAUUUGCUCAUACUUUCACAUAGGGAAUGCAGUUCACCCGCUUCUUCAUGCUGCAAGCCGCGUUGGCCGCAGCUCAGCUUCCAGCGUCUGGAGGUGAUGACACAUCAAGCAGAGGCACUGGCAAUGCCUUGGCUGGAAGAGCGGAAGGAGAACCUGCAGUGACAACGUCUUCGAGUCUGCGCACCCACCACAGCUCGUUGCACACAAUUACAAAAACAAAUCCCACCGCUACCGUCUACCAGAGCACAGCAGUAGGAACGGCUAUGUCGAACACAUCUAGCCCACCCGAUCCAGAAGCCGACCGUCCCGUAGGAUCUACAGGGGUAGGUGAUGAAGAGUUUGAAGGAGGAUCACCACAGUUUCUGGAGUCAAAUCAACCGGUUCCAGUUCCACCACCAGUUCAGCCAGAGACAGCACCUGCGGAAGUUCUUGUUCAGUCUCCGGAGCAGGCUGCGUCACCUCAAAUGGAGACGACCAAAGUCUUUACCUCGGUUUCCCCGAGCAGCUCUAUCGCUACAACAACGGUCGUUGUUUCUAAUAUGUCCACGUUUUACGAGAAUUUCGCUCCCAUCCCCGUCGAGGACCCAGCACAAACACCUACAGUAGAGGUAACUCCAUCUCCAGCUGAGGCCACCAAAGCAGCUAUUCUAGCCGUGGCAGAGUCCUCAUCUCAGGCCUCAGACUUUCAAUCACUAUCUACGUCAACAUCCGACCCGAAACCUAGCUCUACAAGCACCUCACCAUCCGAUACGGCAGUAACCGAAACUGCCAUCCCAGCAUCUUCAAUUACCUUUUCCUCAGUCAUCACAUCAUCAACCGACCCUGCUCGCGGAUUUGUCGUAUUGGCCACGGACUCCUCUUCCUCCUCCUCCUCCUCCUCCUCCUCCUCCUCCUCCUCUUCCUCCUCUUCCUCCUCUUCAUCAGCAUCUUCUUCACUCCCCUCCUCACUCACAACCCCAUCACCAACCCCCUCCUCAUCUCUUUCCUCCACUACCUCUACCACCACCACUACCACUGAUCAACCUGCAAUGGCCUCCAACGCCGAUAUUGACGCCUCCCUGCAAGAAAAGACUGCAUCCUACCCCCCUUCCUCCAACGAGUACCUCUCCUCCCAAGCAAAAGUCGCCAUCAUACUCGUCUCAGUGGUCGGGGUAUUAGCCGUUAUCACAGUGAUUGGCUAUGUACUUUGGCACGUUAGAAUGCGAGAUGCGCGGUUCGAGCGGCAGAAUCGAGCGGCAUUGGCGCGGAGGAUUCAGGGUGGUGGCGCUGGGAAGGAAGGAAACGGAGCACAGGGGCAUAAGAGAAACCUGAGCGUGGAAGAAAAGAUGAAGCAAGCAUUGGAGAGGGAACAUGACGUCCCGCUGGAUGUUGGGAAGAUCCAGGCUGUUGAGGAGCAUGGAAACCCCACGGAUGGGAGAGCUGUGAAUCUGUUCAGUACUAUCAGUACCAUCAGCGAGAGCAGUGAGGAGAGCGAGGACAGUCAGGGCAGCGGAAGUCGGCGUUCCUACGGGAACAAUGGGCAUUUGGCUGUUGUGGCGGCGCCCAUGGUUCUGGAUGAGAGCGGUAUGGCUACCUCUGUGGCAACUCGGAGAGAGGUUAGUGAGGGUUACGGACUUGGGAGGAGCGACAGCCAGAACAGCGAGGAAAGUUACUAUAGCGAGGGCGGUCAAGAUGGAUUUGGGAGGAGCGAGACUUUGGAUGCACAGCGACGUCGGUAUGUGCAUGAAAGAAGCGAAAGCCUGUGCAGUCAAUGGAGCAAUAUCGAAGACUACUAUAGGAUAGAGAGGUUGGAGACGGAGCCACAAGGCGAUGCCGAAACAUUGGAGUCAGAGGAGACAUUUGGGAGGACGGAGUCGAAUGACUCGACGUCGUCGGGCCGGACGAUCGGAAAGGCAAUCUGAAUAGUCCAGUUCAAAUCGGUAACCACUCCGCCGUCAUGAAUGUUAAAUGUCAGAACCCAUGAUUCUUUCC